Molecule: messenger RNA, 2022 nt
Organism: Penicillium antarcticum
Lineage: Eukaryota; Fungi; Ascomycota; Eurotiomycetes; Eurotiales; Aspergillaceae
Product: DUF3292 domain-containing protein
Exons: 5
Coding region: 1-2022 (673 amino acids)
Source: RefSeq, a predicted model, not a curated record
AUGACGUCGACAACCCUGUCAACACAGGUCCCGCAUACAUCAUCUCCUACACUCAACAUGUUAACGUCCCCAUGUCUUCACACAAUGUCCAAACCCGAUGAAUUAGAAAGUGCCCACGAUGGCGAUACUGCACGUAAGGCCGACUGCCAAGUCAAUGCUGAACCAGCGACCCCCGAAGGCCCAACUGACAGCCAUGUGCUGUCGCAAGUCGAACAGGAUGAAAAAGGCCUCGCACAGAAAGCCGGCGACACCGAUGAAAUUACCAAUGUCGGAUGGGGCGUUUCGCCCGACGUUAUUGAAGAGUCCUUAGUUGCUGGGUUGUCGAAUGAAGACUUGUGGAUGCUUAUUCGGCGAUUCGACCAGCAAGUCUACAGAGUCAAGGCUAUGCCUGAUACUCCCCUUCAAAACCUGGAUCUAACGCGAACUGAUGACGAUGAAUUUUCUCCGGAUAAGCUUCGGGCUACGAUGGAGCGAUUCUACAUCACCGUUGUCGUUUACCUCGCUGCAUGGCUUCUAGAUCUAUUAGCUCCGACCAUGUUUGCAGUUCUACUUGCCUUAGUGGUGCACAAACCACUGCGACCGCUGAUGUUUCCUCCAGCGCCAAUAGCUCUCGUGGACAAAGAUACGGGUGGCGUCCAAAAACCAAAAGCAGGGAUCCUUGGCUCCCACGACAGCAUCACUGGCGCACCUGAGAAAUUCAAGGGUGAGGCAGCUGAGCAAGAAGCAAGCAACUUGGUUGCAAGUGUCGCCAGCGUGGCUGUGGGCAGCGCAGUUGGGAAACACGACCAAGGAGUGCCCGAUGAUGCACCCUUUGAAGAUGACGUGCCUGAUGCCAUGGAUAUCGUCGCCAAUACUGCUGAUGCACAAAGUGCCGCGCAUGGAAGAGUACCGACUGAUACGCAUGACAAAACGCGACAACCUAUGCGACAGGGAGUGAUGGAUGCAGCAAACUUCGCGAUGCAAGUCGUGAGUGAUAUCACAGAUACAUAUGAGAAAUUAGGAAAUGCUCUAUCGGCAACGGCUCCCUUCCCUCGACUAAAGCCUCGCCUACGUCUAGCAGCCGUGCUAGGACCGGCAUGUCUGCUUUCAUUACUGACAACAAGUUAUGCUUUGAUGAAGAUCUGUACGCUUUUUGCUGGGUUUGCAUUCUUCGGAGACCCGAUAAUCAGACGAGGAAUCAAAUAUCUGAACCGCCAGUUCCCGAAGUGGCAGAAGGUCAUUGAGUUGCAGAAUUCUCUACUCAAGGGGAUUCCAACAAACGCCCAGGUGGCUGUUACCCUUCUCCGCAUCGGCGAAGCCAAUGCAUCACCACUACCACCUCCCCCAGCUUCCCAAGAAAGAGCACCCUCGCGUCCAGCCUCGUUACACCACGAGAAAUUGACCCUCGGAGCCACUGAUGCAGAAAUCAAAGAUGCCGCAUUAGUCAAACCUGAGCAUGAGGAAACUUCCGAGUCCAACUCCGAGUCAGAAAAGGCCCACAAGAAGACACUAGCAUCAAGCGUCCUUGGAUUCUUCCGGGGAACGACGGCCAGCGGAGUCGAAAGUAAAAGAGGCAUCGACCGCCUCCGAGCAGCAGUUGGCUCACGACACGCCAAGAACCGAGUCGGUGUCUUGCGUCAUAAGGGCAAGAUGAUAACGCCGGUCGGGCCAGUCUCAUUCGAUGCCCGCUACAAGGGCAAACGUGGCACAGCGGUCAUUGAUUCGACGAAGGAGCCUGCGCUCCUCUACUUCACAACCGAUACACUACAAAAUGGAGACAUUGAGCUAGAGCAUCGAAAGCCAGGAUCCGUUCUGUUCACCAUGCCCGUCUCCGAUAUCCAGGAAAUGAGAAAACUGGGUGGCAUGGGAUGGAAGGGGAAGUUGGUUGUUGGAUGGGCGCUUGGUAGUAAAGAGGUUGUCGAUGGGUUGCUCAUUACUGGAACAAAACCUAAGCAGACGUAUCAGCUUACGGCUAUGGGGACCCGGAAUCAACUUUUCAAUCGGCUUAUUGCUAUUGAUGGACAGGUUUGGGCUAGCUGUUGA